Molecule: messenger RNA, 1305 nt
Organism: Fusarium fujikuroi IMI 58289
Lineage: Eukaryota; Fungi; Ascomycota; Sordariomycetes; Hypocreales; Nectriaceae
Exons: 6
Coding region: 1-1305 (434 amino acids)
Biological process (GO): regulation of DNA-templated transcription; DNA-templated transcription
Molecular function (GO): zinc ion binding; DNA-binding transcription factor activity, RNA polymerase II-specific; DNA binding
Source: RefSeq, a predicted model, not a curated record
AUGUCGUCCUCCGGGGUAACCGGAUCGGAACAACUCAAUCGUCUUUCUUGCAAGAGAUGUAAGGAACGUAAAGUCCGAUGCAAUCGUGUUAUGCCACAGUGUGGUCGCUGCAAGCCAAAUGAUCUAGAAUGUGUGUAUCCCGUCCGGGUCAAGAGGAGGUCUGCGCGGCCAUUGAUCGACCCAGCCCUCUCGGUGGACGGCUCCAAUGCUGCUCUUUCUACUAUCCUUGAUCGCCUGCAACGCCUUGAGGCACAGACUGUAGCUGGGUCUUCAUCCACCAACGGCCAAUCGAUACCAACACCCUCUGGCGAUGGCUCUGAGGUGUCCUCCUCGCCGGUGGCUUUUAGCACUAAUGGUCAUGAGUCCAGUGCUUUAACGCCUCAUAAUUCUGACCGUGAGAUAGAUGCUAUGACUGUUCUGAAAGAUGCAGUCGACCAAGUUCAGGAGCUGAGGAAGAGGUCGUUUGGCUCUACCGCCAUUACCAGUUCGAUAGACAUUCCCACAGACUUGGCCAAGACUUGGGUUGCCAACUACUUUCAGCACAUGCCUGCUUGCAUGUUCCUAGGCUUAUUGGACAGGCGAAUUAUCGACUUGAUUCCUGACAUUAUCAAUCUACCACACAUCCAUGUCGACCCGGUCAUUCUUGUCAUAUACUAUAGCAUAAUGUAUCAUGGCUGCAGUCUAAAAGCGAGCAACGUUACUUCGACUUCAAGUCUCGGGUACAUGAACUCGAGCUACCUGGGAUGUUUGCGUGCCGUGCCUAGCUGGGAGCGAGAGGCAUCAGGGACCAUGACGGAUCUCAUCGCCGCUCUGUUCACAAGCCGCGUGGCUGCUGAGUUCUUCGAUUACGACCUUGCUUGGAGGAUGUUUAAACAAGCAUGCGAAUAUUGCCAGACCCUCAACCUUCACAAGCUAGACUCGGAUGAAAAUAACACGUUUUUUAGCGAGGCCAAAUGUGAUAAUGAGAGGAGAGGAUUCUGGGAAGUCAUCCAAAUUGACCUCUUCUACCGACUCAUCCUCAAUACCCCUCCAGUGAUCACGAAUGACAUAUGGAAAGUCAAUCUACCAUGGCUGGACCCUGAUUCGGACCCUUUGCCGCAAGGGAUGCAGACAAUCGCAUUCUUGGCCAGUUCCAGAGUCAGUCUUGUGAUCGCCAGGUUCUUUGCUAUGCUUGAUGACCCAGAAAACACCACCAAGCCUGAGAUCGUAGCCAAGACGGAAGACCUUUGUCGCGAGAUGCAACAGAUCUUCACCGAGUGGCAGCUAAAGGUGCUCAAGAUAACGAACAAGACAUCUGGGUCGUAG